AUGUUAAAUGAUUUCGAGGUAUUCAACAAGAAACUUUGGUUUUUGAUUAUUGAUACCUGUAGUCUAAGAGUUUUCAGUUUAUUUUUCUUCUCAAAGUCUUGAAACGUUUUUUUAUCGCACCACAGAAAACAAAACAAAAAAAGUCAAUCAAUGGGGGCAUUUCAGGAUAACAAGAUUUUAAAUUUCAUGGUGCUUAUACUGUUGAUAUCUACGAAAUUGUGUCAUGCUGACGAAGAUUUUGAUGAUACGAAACAAAAGCGUGCCGCUGGCGGUGGAAACGUUGGAUUAUUUCCGUUUCCAAGAGUAGGCAGAAGUGAUCCAGACUUGUUAGCGGAAUUUGAUUCACCAUCAUCGAAUAAUUUGUUUGAGAAUUAUGACGAUUUGGGCCGCUAUGAAGUAAAACGACAAGGUCUCGUUCCUUUUCCACGAGUUGGCCGAUCUGGUUCACCAAAUUCAAGGUUCUAUCACCAACAGCUGUCAGAUUAUAUCAAGAGAAGUAUGUCAGGUGCAACUCCAUCUUCUUCCAACAUGUGGUUUGGCCCAAGGCUUGGAAAGCGAGCCCUCAAUCAAGGUGAAAAUAUGUAAAAAGAAGAGUUUGCGAGUUUUUCAAGUUUUCUUUUCGUUUGGUUUUAAACGUUUGCAUGGAAUUUGCAGCGUGCAUUUUUAUUAAAAAUAUUUAAUUGACUGUGAGUUUUUUCCUAGUAUUAAAAUAUUUAAUUUCUUUCGGGAAAUAUGUAUAUGAGAGAUGAUUUGGUAAGAAUAACUUUAAACUAUACGAGAGUGUUUUCAAUGUUGAUUGGAAAGUUAAUUUUGUUUUUUUUUGUGUUGAAAAUUUAUAAUCUCAAUGAAAAUUCUUUUCUUUUUUGUUUGUUCUAAAAAUUCUUCAACAAACUUGUAGAGAACACUGUGUUUGUGCCAAGAUUAGGUCGGGGUGGUCACAUUAAUUUCCCUCACAAUCUCGUCACUAAAAGCAGGAAAUUAUUUAAUUAAAGUAAUAUCUCUAAACAUCUGGAAAAGUGUUAACUUUGUGCUUCGAAAUCAUCGUGGAAUUUAUUAAGGCUGGUGGAAAUUCAAUUCUGCUUCUGAUGAUUGUAAAAUAUUUUACCAUAUUGCGAUAUAUUUUUGAGAAAUCGCUUCGGAAAAUUUGAUCUCAAAGAAAGUUGAAUUUCCAUAAUAAAUUACGAUGAUAUCUGAAAGUAACAUUUUUCUAAUGUUGCGAGUUUAACUUCCCCUAAAUUCAUCAAAAUAAUUAGAACAAAAAUGUGUUUGAUGGAAAACUUUUGAUUAAGUAAGCAUAACAAAUAAAUUAUGAGAAAUUGAAUUUAAAACCUGUAAAGAAGCUUAAAGGAGAGAAAGUUUGAAGAAAUAAAAAAGAAAUGUGCAAAUAUCUAUAAAGAAAAUAAGUUUUCUUCUUUUUUUUUCUUUUUCGUUGAAUUCUUAUUACAAAAUGU
Clunio marinus is the source of this 1451-nucleotide messenger RNA. The record is from the annotation of a GenBank genome assembly. Lineage: Eukaryota; Metazoa; Arthropoda; Insecta; Diptera; Chironomidae.